This is a messenger RNA of Dunckerocampus dactyliophorus (ringed pipefish), 1750 nucleotides long. It is a transcript of the gene trmt61b, whose product is annotated as tRNA methyltransferase 61B. The coding region runs from base 218 to 1666 and encodes 482 amino acids. NCBI's taxonomy places the organism in Eukaryota, Metazoa, Chordata, Actinopteri, Syngnathiformes, Syngnathidae. Gene Ontology annotation, cellular component: tRNA (m1A) methyltransferase complex. The record is from RefSeq and is a predicted model, not a curated record. The transcript is spliced from 7 exons. Gene Ontology annotation, biological process: tRNA methylation.
CCUGCGUUUUCCAGCAUGGUGACCUCUUGACGAUGUAAACAUGCUUCGAGAAAAUGAUUGAGAAAAUAAAAUAUUUCCCAUCCCAUAAAUGAGAUUUCAACAAGGUAUGUAGUUAUAUUUAUUUUGAUGUAAUUUGCACUUCGUAAUCUUUUCGUUUUGUUUCUGGUUCAUCGGAUAAAGGCUAUCUCUCGUUCUUGUUUCCAAUUUACAUGAACUAAUGGCCGUGCAAAUGCCCCGUGCUGGACGUCUUAUUGUGUAUAGACUAACGCGUACUGUCACAUCCACCCCAGGACAUCACAGACACAGGGACAUUUGUAUAAAUCUCAAUUCAAGUAGACUGGAUAGAAAAAGUUUUUCAACAAGCUGUUUGAACUUCAACAAGGAUGUUAGACACAACUCUGAUCCAUCACUCUUGAAUACCAAACGAUCACUGCUGUGUAGAAAGAGGUCCCUCUCGCCUCUUGAGAGAGUCAGUAGCCUGCUUCCCCGGGAUGUAUUGAGCCCUGAGGUGAUGCAGCUGAGAGAACAGAUUCAGCCACCUGAAGAGGAUACACACAUGCAAAAAGACCAACGCCAUGCCGAUACUUCGUCCAUGUUGUCUACACAAGAGCAAACUUCUGGUUUGGACACAAGAGACGAAUCACUGUUGAAAGAGUGUGACUCAAAUUCACAGGACCCAUUAAAUGCGGAACUAUGUACGUCACCUACACUUCCAAAAGAGACGACACUUGCAUACGGGGAGCUGCUCAUAGCUGAGUAUCGUAGGAAAAGGGAUGUGGAUUUCAGGAAGAUGUUCCAGCUGCAGACAGGAGCACGUCUGCAGAGCAGCUGGGGGAUUGUCCUGCAUGACGAUGUAGCUGGGCAACCUGCAGGUCAUUUCCACAGGACAAGCCGACAUGUUCCCAUCUACAUACGACGUGCCAGUUUGGAUGAUUACGUGCUGAAUAUGAAGAGGGGUCCUGCCAUCUGCUACCCAAAGGAUGCCAGCACUAUGCUGAUGAUGAUGGACAUCACAGAGGGAGACUGUGUGCUGGAGUCGGGCACUGGUUCUGGGGCCAUGUCUCUGUUUUUGUCUCGAGCAGUGGGCUGCAGGGGCAGCGUGCUGAGCAUUGACAUCAGGGAGGAUCACCUCAAAAGAGCUAUGCUCAACUAUGAGCGCUGGAGGGCCUCGUGGAGAGCACGGCGUGGGGAGGAGUGGCCCGACAACAUUCAGUACCAUAACGCUGACCUAUGCACAGCUUCAUCUCUUUUGGCCUGUCAGGGAUUCAAUGCGGUUGCGCUCGAUCUGAUAAACCCACACCUUGUUUUACCGACGGUGAUUCCACAUCUGCACCCUGGCGCUGUAUGUGCCGUCUACCUUGCCAAUAUAACACAAGUCAUGGACCUGCUAGAAGGAAUUCGAUGCUCAGCGCUCCCUUUGCUGUGUGAACGCAUCAUGGAGGUUCCGAUCCGGGAUUGGCUAGUGAGCCCAGCCCUUCUUAAAAAUGGGCAGUACUGCAUGAGGAAGGCUCCGUUUCUCAAUGAAGACCAGAGAGAAGAGGACAUGUCAGAUAAGGCUGAACAAGAAAAUCCAGCCUUUGGGAGUGUGCCCUACGUUGCCAGACCUCACCCGGAGCAAUUUAGUCACACAGCCUUCCUGGUGAAACUAAGGAAGUUUGUGGGGUAGCUGCUCAGCCGUAAGGAGAAGAGAAGAUCGUCUGACACUUGAUUCAUACUCUUUUGUAAAAUAAAACUGAGAGAAGGAUCAAAA